AUUUUUUUGUUUAUAUGGUUAUAUAAUGUUAGUUUUAAUUAGAAAGAUAAAAAUUGUUUAUAUAUUUGUCGUUUAAGUUGAAAAUAUGUUUAAGUUGAAAAUAUUUAUAUAAUUAUGUAUGAUAUUGUUUUCUAUCGUAAAUAUAUUUGUUGUAUAACUUGGAAAAUUGUUUAUAUAUGUGUAUGUUAUUGUUUUUUAUCGGGGAAAUAUAUAUAUUAGUAAUUAAGAAAGUAUUUGCAGUUCGUAAUCAUAUAUUUAAAAAAAAAUAUAUUUUUUAGUUAUCUAAUUUGUUUUUGUGUUUUUUUUUGCAGCAUGAUUUUAGUUUAAUGAAUACGAAAGCCUUUGCGAACCUAAAAGGCUCUGGCGGUAACAUAUGGGAAGUCUUUGAAGUUUUAGAUGAUGCCCGGCGUGCUAUUUUCAGAAAUACCGUCUUUGGCUAUUUUAUUGAUGUCCCUCGUUUACAAGGGGACGCUUUAUUGUUUCAUAAAAUGUUCCUUCAUCAGAUCCGGCCGGACCCUGUUUUAUCUCCAGAUGGAAUAAAACGUUUAUAUUUUCGAGUAGGCAAUACCAAAAUGGUUUAUGGGCCGGAAGAGUUUUGUUUGAUUACCGGCUUCAAUUUUGGGGAGUAUCCAAAAAACAUUGGGAGAAAAGGGUCGGAAAAAUUAAUAAGCAGUAAAAAAAGAUGUUUACUGCGUGAACGGCUAUUUCCGGACCAUACUAAUAGUUCGGUGAAAAUCGGCGACCUGAAAAGUUUAAUUUUAAAUCAAACAUUCCUAGCACUUGACGACCUUGAUGCAGUUAGAGUAUGUUUGAUAUACAUUUUGUGUGAAGGUUUUUUGGGCAAAGAAGUUAACGAUCGGGUGCCACAAGAUUGGUUUUAUUUGGCUGAGAAUUUGGAUCUCUGGAAUAGCUUCGCUUGGGGUAGCUAUCUAUGAGAUUUUACUUAUGUUGACCUUGAGGAUACGUGGAAUAAGAUACAUCAUUAUUUAUCACUUCCUGAGCGUGGUCAAACUUUAAAGUAUUCCGUCUCAGGAUUUACGGCUCCAAUUAGGGUAUAAAAAUUUUCUUAUAUUUAAAUUGUUUUAUUGUUAUAUUUUUUAUUUUAAUUUUAACUUUUAUUACUGUUAUUGUACAAAAUUGUAGAUAUGGAUAUAUGAGAUGAUUCCGGCUGUUCGUGCAUGUGAAUUUGCAUUAAGAAAAAAUAAAGACUUGCCUCGGAUGAAAAGAUGGAGCGGAACAAAAAAAUUGAAAUGGGUUGACGUGAACAAGAUUUGGUCAAAGAUGCAGGUUUAAAAGUUAAUUGUUUUUUAGUCAAUAACAAAAGUAUCAUGUGUGCAGCAUAUAACCAUUUGGUACCGACUUUUGAUGGAGAGACGGUUUGAGAGCGACCGACAUACAAUAAUGCCUCCAAAUUUUUUUGUUUCUCAUGCUUUGGAAGAAGGACAGGACUGGAGGGCGUUUAUGGCUGGUAUUGCUACAUACCCCAACUUCAUGGUUGCUUGGUGGGAUGUUGAUACGGUCUUAUUGCCGAUUCAUUCAUCCCCUAAUCAUUGGCUAUUUGGGGAACUACGAUUAGCGUCAAUGGAAGUGCAUAUUUAUGACAGUCUUGGUAGAGGUGCUUAUGAAAAAUUCAAAUCCGAAGGAAUCUUUUCCAAAUUUGAACGUCGGGUGGCAAAUUAUUUGGACAAGAUUAAGUAUUGGGCGCGGAGGAACAUCCCAAGGAUUCCAUUGAAUAUGCAAUUCAUUUAUGAAGAAAACGUUCCCCAACAAAGUAGUCAUUUGGGAGAUUGCGGUGUUUUUCUUUGUAUGUUUAUGGAGCAAUUGGUUUCAGGUCAACCAAUACGUGUUCUUAUUGACCCAAAGAACGCAGCUUUAGAGUUCCGUCUCCGGAUGGCAAAAAUUAUUUGGGGGUCUAGUCUUGCUCCUCUGUAGUUGGAUUAUAUAAAUGUAUAUACAAAUUAAUGUUGGAUUUCAUUAUUAGUUUAUCUUUAGAGUUUACUCAACGGAUGACAAAAAAUAUAACGUUACGACAAUUACAACAAUUUAAUGACCUACUAAUUACUUAUCAAUAAAUUCAACAUAAG
Molecule: messenger RNA, 2084 nt
Organism: Lactuca sativa (garden lettuce)
Lineage: Eukaryota; Viridiplantae; Streptophyta; Magnoliopsida; Asterales; Asteraceae
Source: RefSeq, a predicted model, not a curated record